GAAGGGUUUUGCGAAUGCGCCAACAUCUUUCGCGAUAAUGCGGGGGUGAAAAUCGUCUUUAAAGGCAGAGGGGGAGAAUUUCUAGCUGAAGAGCAACAGGCGAUUUCCUCCAGAUUAUCACAAACCACUCAUAUCAUCCCCCGUUUGUACCAAUAAAUUCGACAAACAAAAAUAAUAAUUUGAUGACAAGAGAAAUGGGACGCACCAUCUACAUUAUUCUAUUAAUUGCAGUUUGUGCGCUUUGGACUUUUGGUGAGGCACUUUCUUGCGAUCAAUGUGGCAGGGAAUGUAUGAAAAUUUGCGGAACUCGAGGAUUUCGGGCUUGUUGCUUCAACAAUUUAAAAAAGAGAGUGCCCGCUGUUGGACUUUGGGUUGAUCCUCCAAAACAAACAGGUCAUUUUCAUCUCAUUUAAUCACGAAAAAAGU
Messenger RNA from Leptopilina boulardi, 426 nucleotides. RefSeq names its product U-scoloptoxin(20)-Cw1a. The coding region runs from base 183 to 413 and encodes 76 amino acids. The transcript is spliced from 3 exons. The record is from RefSeq and is a predicted model, not a curated record. Lineage: Eukaryota; Metazoa; Arthropoda; Insecta; Hymenoptera; Figitidae.